Messenger RNA from Callorhinchus milii (elephant shark), 3445 nucleotides. Its product is annotated as myelin regulatory factor like. The record is from RefSeq and is a predicted model, not a curated record. Bases 283 to 3012 code for a protein of 909 amino acids. The transcript has 25 exons. Gene Ontology annotation, biological process: protein autoprocessing; positive regulation of DNA-templated transcription. Gene Ontology annotation, cellular component: endoplasmic reticulum membrane; nucleus. Gene Ontology annotation, molecular function: sequence-specific DNA binding; DNA-binding transcription factor activity. NCBI's taxonomy places the organism in Eukaryota, Metazoa, Chordata, Chondrichthyes, Chimaeriformes, Callorhinchidae.
ACCAUGAAGACCCAUGCGAGUGAGUAUUGUGUAUCUAACACAGUGCUGUCAAUAGCACGUCAACUGGGCAAAGGUAAACUUCACAGGGAGAGUCACAGCUAAUUAUAUUUCAGUUGUGCAAAUAAAGGAAGGCCGUUCAGUCUACGUUCUUCGUCUUUUGUCCAGCUUGUGUAAGCUAGUGGUAUGUUUCUUCUGAACAAUCGAAAAGCUUGAGAGCUUGCUGAAGUGUUAUUGGAAAGGGUUUCGGCUGAUCAGGGCCUACGUGCUUUAAAGACUGCCCAGAUGGAUGUUUUAGAUGAAAAUGAGGCCUUGCAGCAGUUUUUUGAAGGUCAAGACAUCUGUCUCGAGAAUCCUUUGGUGGACACUAGUAUGCUGGAAGCCUAUAUUGGCAUUGAUUUAGAACCAGGAGCUGUAGCUUUACCAGAUUCACCCCCAGAUUCUGGAUCUGAGCGAUGGUCUCCCUCCCAGGUGGCAAAUGUGCAGAACGGUGGCAAGUGGACAACUGGAAUUAAUUCCCACAUUGCUCAAAUUUCUUCAAUGGGCCAUCAUAAAGCUCCACUUAGACUCAAUGAACUUGUGCUGCCUGCUCACUCUAGUCUACCAGAACAAUACAGACACAGUGGACUUCUGGACAAUUGUAUGAAACCUGAUGUGUCUGUUGUUUCCAGCAACAGUACAGUAUCUUCCAGCUGCUUGGCUGCACCAAACCUUCCUGUUCAGCAUAGAUCCAAUCACCAACCUGAGAUUUUGAUUCAGCAGCCAAAAAAGUGCAAGUAUUCAGACACUUGUGAGAGCACCCCUGAUUGUAUUUGGAAUAAUCUUCAAGACCAAGGAAGUUAUGUAAAUUCGGGAAACUACAACAGAGAAAUGUAUGGUUAUGAGACUGAGAGCCAAAAUGGAGCUUCGGUAGACCAGGGCUGUCAAUGUUUAAAAUGGCAACCUUUCCAGCACAGUCAAUGGCAAGCUAUGCAUAACAGCAGCUAUGUUGAAUUACAUACUCCUGGCUUCCAAGUAAAUGCAGACAAAGGAUUUCAUUUUUCAACAACAGACGAUUCAUUUGUUUGCCAAAAGAAGAAUCACUUUCAGGUCACAGUUCACAUCGGGAUGAUUGGACACCCAAAAUAUGUCAAAACACCUCUAGGCCUUAAACCAAUUGAAAUGAUUUUCUUGAAAGUAUUUGGUGUAAAAGCUGAAACUACAAAUCAGGUAAUCACCAUAGAACAGUCUCAGUCAGACCGCAGCAAAAGACCUUUCAAUCCUGUCAGGGUUGACCUCCCAGGAGAUCAAACCACUAAAGUCACUUUAGGAAGAUUACACUUUAGUGAAACAACAGCAAAUAACAUGAGGAAGAAAGGAAAACCUAACCCCGAUCAGAGGUAUUUCAUGCUUGUGGUCGCCCUGUACACAGUCAACCAGAAUCAGAAUUAUUUAUUAGUUGCUCAUGUGUCUGAAAGAAUAAUUGUACGGGCUUCAAACCCGAGUCAGUUUGAGAAUGACAGCGAGGUGGAGUGGCAACGAGGGGUUGUUCCCAACACAGUAGUCUGCCAUGGUUGCGUGGGAAUCAACACUGAUUCUCCGGACGAAGCCCUGGUUGUGUGUGGCAAUGUGAAGGUCAUGGGGACAGUCAUGCAUCCUUCGGACAGGCGGGCUAAACAGAACAUUCAAGAGGUCGAUACUACUGAGCAGCUCAAACGGAUAACACAAAUGAGGCUAGUGGAGUAUGACUACAAGCCCGAAUUCGCAUCCCAAAUGGGAGUAGAUAAUCCCCAUGAAACAGGUAUUAUAGCACAAGAAGUGAAGAGCAUCUUGCCCUCAGCUGUAAGGGAAGUUGGAGAUGUGACUUACACCAAUGGCGAAAAGAUUGAAAACUUCCUCAUGGUUGACAAAGAACAAAUUUUUAUGGAAAAUGUGGGGGCAGUGAAAGAACUGUGUAAAUUGACAGAUAAUUUGGAAAACAGAAUCCAAGAGUUGGAAGCCUGGAACAAGCGACUUGCCAGGUUGAAGCGAAUUGGCAGUCUGAAAUCCACAAUAAGUGAGAAAAGUAGCAUAAGUGUAUUUCCUAUGAAGGGUAACAUGUCACCACCAAACAAACCUGGUACUGCCAAGCGAAAGGCCUCGGUUGUCCAGAGGAAACAAGCCUGUUCUCUGCGGAAGAUUUUCCAUGCUGUAACCAUGACAUUACUCACUCUCAUGGCGUUCUGUGUUAUGUUGAUAUCUGCACUUUACAUACUAACCUUGAGUGAAGAGAUAAAUGAUAAUCACGACCACAUUAACAGCUCUAAUCCAAAUCCCCUUACAACAGCAGAAUAUACCACUUUUUCUCCACACACAUCAGCAGAGAAUGCAAGUUCACUUUAUACAACAGCAGUCGGUGGUACUGGAGUGCCUGAAAUAAGCUUCUGUGAUAUCCUGCCUUGUGUCAACAUACACUGUUGUCUGCCUCAAUCACAAAGAAAAACCCUUCCUAGUCACCACAGGAAGUUGAAUAUAAUUGAAGGUCAGCCUUCAAUUGAAGGGCAAGAGGCUUUGCAGCAAGAGAAGAAAGACAAACAAAUAUCAAAUAUGAAGGCGAGAUUACAAAGUGACUGGUUUGAUACGUCUGUUAGAUCAAUACAGAUUAUGGAAAGUCAGCAAGUUAUCGACCAGCGUUACUGCAUGAAAAACAAUGACAGUGGGCAUGGCAAUUAUAGUUACAUAAUUCCAAUCAACAAAUACACUCCACUGAAUAUGAGAAUUACUUUGCAAAUCAGCACUAAGGCAGCUUUGAUUGUUUACAAGUGCACAACAAUCCCUGGGAAGACAUGUCUAAGUACAAGCAUCAUAAGAGACUCAUCACAGGAAAUGUCUCAGGGAUAUUGGCACUUUUGGAUUCUGUCUGUUGCACAUCUCCAUGAAUGCAAAUACCACUUCCGUGCUGCCGCACCGGGGCUGGCAGACUGCAGUACUACUCAACACUUCGCUGGGAUACUCUAUACAGAUUACUACUUUUACUUUUAUCGGCAAUGCGGCUGAUUCAGGGGAGAAUCCUUGUGUGCGUGCUUGACUUGCAGUUAACAACGUGCCUUUUGGUGGAAUUGAGUUCUGUGCAUCUUGUGGCUUGUGUGUUCCAUGUGUAGCGUCUUUGUAUUUUCCUUUUUGUGUUUUCCAGCAACUUUUUUAUAGUCAUUCGAGAAGAAAAUGCAUGUUAUCAUUCGAAUAGUUUCACUUUUUAUGAGUCCUGUGUCAUCUGUCAAUGCUUCUUUUCUGUCUAACAAUUCCAAGGUUUCAACAGUCCAGCAGCAUCCUGGCCUGGACUGUAUAAAACAAUACAUCACAUGGAAGAGAACUAUUUACAUUACAAAGAGAACCUCUGCAGAUUAAAAGAGUUAACAUAAAAUAUUUAAUAUUUUUUACUUAUGUAAAAUUGAUGAAUGAAUGGUAAAUAUGAAGUUGAAAAAAUCUGUAG